Molecule: messenger RNA, 948 nt
Organism: Leptosia nina
Lineage: Eukaryota; Metazoa; Arthropoda; Insecta; Lepidoptera; Pieridae
Source: the annotation of a GenBank genome assembly
AUGAGGCUUGCGCCGGCGCAGUUUCUCGUAGCAGCGGUCAGUGACAUACUGUUUGGUCGUUUGGGUGAAAGUGAGAAGCGUGCUUGUGAUGUAACGCCGACCGCCGCGGCGAUAAUUUUGACUGCCGUCUAUUUAUGUGUCGCCGUUCACAUAGUUCAAAGCUCUGAAGAAAACGCGAACACAACAACACUUUAUCCAAUAAAUAAAACAAUUGAUUACAAAGAUAGUGAAGAAGUUACUAAUAUAACAAACGCACCAAUAACAAAUGAUAAAUCUACAGAAAUAAAUAGUGUCAAAAACGCGAUAACGGAUAUCGAAAAACCUUCAAAUAAAAGUGAAGGUUCAAAAGUAAACAGUAAAAGCGAAACUGCGACAUGGAAAGUCGAUGCGGUGUUAUCUCCACCAACACAAGGAAGCAAUAAAGUAUGGACAAGUUUUAAAGAAAAACCGGAUGCAAGUAAGGAAUUUAAGCCAAGUCAACAGUUGGGACAUUUUUAUGACGAGGACGCUUUUAUCGCAUCGACUGUGAGCAGUCGCGAUUCUUUUGUACCUAUUAAAACAACAUCAUCUUUUAUUGGUUCCAAUGAAUUCGUCAAAUUACAGUAUAAAACGACUAAAGAUUUUUCUAAGGCGCAACCCUAUAAAUUCGAAAAUAGCUUCUCUAAAGCUAAAGCUCCACCAGAGGGAUAUGACUCAAAACCCACCGUAGAGGUACCAGUAAAGAUACCAGCUGGGAGUUUAUAUAAAUAUCAGGAUCCGUUUAAAGAAAAACCUGGAGAUGGUGGUGAUGACUUUGGUUUAGACUUCAGUGGUGACAAGGAUAAAGAAGUGAAGAAACGCAAGAAUCCUUGGCAUGGUCUCCUUAAUUUGGUGACAGCACUAAUACCUAUCGGCAUUCUGGUAUCAGCACUGACUCCCAGCAUUGUAACAUUACAAACGACUGAAUAA